GGGUUAAUGUUUUUUAUGGAUCAAAUUUCCUCUCUAGGCCCUUGUUGGUUUGUUAGUUUGCACCGAUCAUUUAUGCAGUUUAGGAACUUGUGUUUGGUUGCUGUGGAUGGCAGACGCUUGUGGCUGUUCAAAAGACAUCAGGCCAUGGAAAAAUAAUAUGUUUUAUUAACGACUGAAGAAAGUAACUGGGGACAAGCCCAUUCUCCUGAAGACAUUCCUCUGUUGUAAAAAAAUACUUUGGAAAAUCUCGCCCUUGCUGGCCAGAGUCGGCCAUAGAUCAUAUUUUCACGUACAGUUUGCACUAAUAUUGAGCUGUACAAUUUUCUGGGAGAGGUCUCACUGGUCUGCUUGCAACAUUGAAGAAUGUCCGAAGUUUUUUCAUGAGCAGUUGCAAGGUCAACAAAAUGGUGACAAAAACGAUAAAGUCACGAGCUGCAGAAGAAGGCAUUCGUGCUGUCAGACGGAAGCAAAAACAGUGAAGAAGUGGAGGUUGUUGAAACUUUUAAAGGUUAAUAAUCACGGAAAGUUGCUUUGUUGACGUACGGCGUUGAUGGUUAUGAUGUUAAUUUCCUAAGUUUGAUAUUUACCUUGGAUAAUACAGAAUUUAUAGAGUUGCCUUCAACGAAUGAAAAGUUACUUCAUGGAUGACGAACGUUACGAGUCUAAAGGUGAAGGAACGGAAUAUUACCCCGACUUUGAAAUUCAUACAGGAAAGACUCGUCAACAUAAUUAUCUGGGUAAUUUUGUUCUUCGUACAAGAUUUUUCUCCAUGGCUUUUUCACCAUUAUAAGAAAAUGUUUCUUAAAAAAUAACAGAGUGUGACUUUGCUUGACAAACAGUCAAGUCAUCCCACCUGAGAUAGCAAAGGCUAUUUCGAAAACCCACCAAACAAUGACCAGUUCAUUGUAUCCCAUCUGUCAGAAUCAUUGGUCAGAAUCGAUUGCAAAUCGGCAAUACCAGGGCAAUACCAAGCAAUACUAUCCAAUUUAACAUAAUGUACACUAACUUUAGUCUUAAAAAUAUUACUGAUAAAGAGUCAUUAUGUCAUCACAGUCAAUUUGUAUUCCUAAAGUACAAAUGUACAAGAACAAAAAAUUAUAAAAAUACAGUGUUGGCUAAGAAUUUUCUCUAUAAUUCAGCAAUGCAAUAUACACAUUUACUUCUUUACUGACCAAACUAUCAAAAGCUUGUUCAUUUUGAUGUCAAAAAGAAGACAAAUAAUGUUAUUUCUUCUUAAUCGAGCUGCUUCAGAAAGAUGAAAAUUUGCUGAAAAACAGGGGCGAGUAGGACCCUGGUUAAGACGCUGGACGAGUUUGGGGAAGCGGCCCAGCGGGGGAAAAACCUUCACACGUCAUUACCACUGUCAUUGCGAUGAAUGGGAAGUGGGAAUUGUAACUUUACCACGGAAUGUUUAGGUGUAGAAAAGCUCUAGAAUAGUUUACAACGAAAUUGAAGUGCCUGUAUGAACUUUAAUGAACUUUAAUGACUAACAAUAGGUACUCCCUAUAGGGCUUUUCAGUAGCUAUUUACAAAAUUGAAAACAUAUACAUAUUUCACUUAUAAAUGUUUGUAAAAAAGACUAUUAUUAAAACGAUUUUAAAGAUAAAAGUAACAUUACAAGAUGGAACUACAAAAGAUCUUUUAAAGCUUUCUUAAAAGAAUCAAGAGACUUGGAAUUUUUCACAUCUUUGUCUAAAUUGUUCCACAAUUUGACUGCCCUAUAUGAAAAUGUGCGUUGGCCCGUUGAUGUUCUGAACCUCGGAAUUUGAAAUAGGUCUCUAUUACGGGUGGCCCGAUCGUGAGGACUCUUAUGGAACUUUUUGCAGGCUGUAUUUCCGAUAUUCGGUGAUAAUGGCGAUGUCUGAAGCGCAUCGCGAAUUUUUAAGAAAAAACAGGGAAUAUAUCAAAAGAAAUCUUGAGGUUGAUGCUGUUUGGCCACAAAUGACGGACGUUCUGGAUCGUAACUGCGAAGACAAAAUUCGAGCUGAAUCCACCCCUGAAGCUCGUACUUUGGAACUUCUUAAUUUGCUGCAUCGGCGAGGAGAUGAAGCAUUCAUAUCCUUUAUUAGAGCGACACUUAAAGUUCAAAGAUGGGUUGGGGAACACUUGGCUGAUUUAGCCGGACUUAAUGUGAACCAUAUACUUCCAAAUGCCACGCAAAGAGAAACUGAAGAGCCUAGAAUGAAAGAGGUCCAUCGUCAAAUUCUUGUGAGCCAUUUGUCCAUAUUUAAGCAAUCACUUAAUGUCGCUCAAAUGGUUGAAAGUUUAUCCAACAAUGUGGCGAUCACAAGCAGAAAUCCUGGUGUCAACAUCAGAGCUGUGUUGCAAGAACUAUCUUUGGACAAAAAAGUGGAAAAGCUUAUAUGUGAUGUGCUUCCGCGUUUAGGGCCUGAUGCAUUCCAAUGUUUUUUCAAAACCUUAGAUAUAAAUCAGCCGCAACUUGCCCAUGAUUUGAGGCAGUCAAUAAAAGCUACUCAUUCUGGCGAACUAAUUGAUGAGAGACAAUUCUAUCAGGAGUCAACAAGUGCUCAUCUGACUGGGCAGACAACAGCCCAGUUUAAUCUUGAAACAACCUGCUCAGAUCUACCUGACCAUGUUCAAAGAAAGUUAGAAGAAUGCUUAAACAAAGGCAAUGAGUUAUUAGAGAAUGACUGGAGAAGCCUGUACAAAGCAGUGAAUUUGCCACAAGGUAAAGAAAACAUCAUUGCUGAAAAAUUCUCUGGUAACCCCACACGAUAUGUGUUGGACACUUGGUUUGAUAGAGAUGGACAACAUGCCAAUGUAAGAGCACUGCUCCUAGCAUUGAAAGAGUGUAAGCAAGGAGGUUUAGCUCAUGAGAUAGAAAGGGAUUUGGAUGUUAAGCUGCCUGAUCAAGUUCCGCAAGACACCGUUGAUGGAAUCAUGCAGUUAAAUGAAAACGAGAAAAGAACUGUAAACGAUGAAAGAAGUUUGGGUGAACUUCCAAAAAUAGCUUCUGAAGAAAAGGAAUCGUUGCUAUAUCUACUAAAUGAUAAUGACAGUGAUGCUGAUAUUGGUAUAACGUCUUCUACAUCAGGACCUACUUCUUACGAAAAGAUAUCUUUGCCAUCUCCCAUGAGUGACAACGACUAUGACGACAUUGACAAAACUCAUUCUACAGCCGUACUUGAUGAUAAUAACAGUAAAGUCAUUACUGGUGUUUCGCCUUCCACAUCAAAACCUGAUGCAGAUGAUAAUUUGGAUGAACACUUUUCGAUGAACACAAGCUUUUCAGAAGAAGAGGGAAAACAACGUUUGGAAGUUCAAGAAUUGUUGCGUCAACCAUGGAAAUGUUUUGAUAAAUCAAUAAUGCAUCAGGGAAAGUUUAAAAAGAUGGAGGAAUAUGGACGCAAACAUCCAAAAAAAGUUACACUGCUCAAUGAAUUGUGUGUAAUUUUUAAGGAGGAGUUUUUGCUUGGCAAGGGAAGUGAUGGAACUCGUGUUUACCUUGGACUCGGAAAAGAUGGUUAUGGAAAAGCAGUAAAACGAUUACUUCGAGAUAACUCUGUGGAGUUAGCCAAACGAGAAAAAGAAAUUUUGAAUGAGUUGAAUGCAAAGCGUUCAAAUUAUGUUGUGAAUUUUUGGGAUUUAAAAGACAACCCUGACGAAGAGUAUUUGUACAUGAUAUUAGAUUUGUGUGAAGAAUCGUUAGAGAGUUAUGUGGAAUCUUCUUCUUUGCAAGAUCUUCAAAAAGUCGUUCCUAAAGUUCUUAUUCAGAUCUUAAAUGGUCUAGUUCACCUUCACAGCGGAGAGCGUCCUAUUCUUCAUCGGGAUUUAAGACCAUCAAACGUUCUUCGUGAUGUGGAUGGAAAUUUUUUAAUCGCUGACUUUGGUAUAAGUCAUUUGUUAUCUGAUGAAACUUCGACACAUCGGAGCGUACAAAGAGGAGCUAAAAAUUGGAUAGCUCCAGAGUCAUUCAGCGCAUCAGAUGCAUCAAUUGAUAAAGUUCGUUACAAAAAAGAGUCUGACAUUAUGAAUGCGGGAAUGGUAGCUUAUUAUGUUGCAACAAAGGGAAAACAUCCUUUUGGACCUGAGGCGUAUAGACUACAAAACAUGUUGGAGGGAAAACCCAUUGGUUUGAAAGAAAUCAGGGAUGUUCAACUUAAAGAUCUUCUUUCAUGGAUGCUACAACGACAACCUGGAGACAGGCCAUCUGCCGUUAAGGCAUUAAAACACCCUUAUCUACAAUCAGACAAAGAGAAAUUUAAUAUGCUGUGUGAUAUGGGAAACCAACUGAAGGUGAAACAUUCACAAGAUCAAAAUUCUCCCACUUCAGACGUUCAUACGCCUCUUCUGGUGCACAAAGUCAUAAGGUCUACUGACUGGAAAACAAGACCUGAUCUCAAGAAACAUUUUACGAAUACCAAGCUGGUUGAACAACUUGAAGAAAUCAAUGGAAAGAAAAGGGAAGACAUAAAUGACGAUAUGGAUCUUGACGUAGAAAUUGAAAGAGUAAAUGGAUGGAAAAACAAAGAAGACCCAAGUCAUAACGAAUUGCAGUUGAAAGAAUGGAAGUAUUUUGAUCAAUCAAUAAAGCACAAAGAGAUGUUCUUAAAAUUAAUUAAGUAUGGACGCGACCCAGGUAUGAAGGUUGAAUGUGUGAACGACAUACGUGUAAUUUUCUCGGACGAGUUUUGUAUCGGCAAAGGAAGUGAUGGAACACGUGUUUAUCUUGGACUGGGAAAAGAUGGUUACGGCAAAGCUGUGAAACGAAUAAUUCGUGAUAACGACAUUAAACUAAAACAUGAAGCAAAGUUUUUUAAUGAAAUCAACGCAAAGAAAUCGAAUUAUGUUGUGAAUGUUUUGUUAGAAGAAAACACUGGAACGGAACAUUUCUAUUUAAUCCUUGACCUAUGUGAAGAAUCGUUGGAGAGUUUUGUGAAAUCUUCCACAUUGCAGGAACUUCAAAAAUCACUUCCCGAAAUUCUCAAACAAAUGUUAAAAGGAUUAGCUGAUCUUCACUGCGACCCAAGUCCUAUUCUUCAUCGGAAUUUAAAGCCUUCCAAUGUUUUCAGAGAUGCACAAGGUAAAUUUCUGAUAGCUGACUUUGGUAUUAGCCAAAUAUCGAAGGAUGGCUCUAUGACAUAUACAAGCAACACUAACAGGGAAACUGAGUAUUGGAUUGCUCCUGAAUCAUAUCGUGAAAAUGAUGAGUCGGUUGAUAAAGCACGUUACAUAAAAGAGUCUGAUGUGAUGAAUGCAGGAAUGGUGGCUUAUUAUGUUGCAACAAAAGGGGAGCAUGCUUUUGGAACUGAAAAGAAUAGACUGAAAAACUUGUUAGAUGGAAACCCUGUUGGAUUGGAAAAAAUUGGUGAUUGUCAACUUAGAGAUCUUCUUUCAUGGAUGCUGCAACAUACACUCAAACUCAGACCAUCUGCAAAAAAAGCGUUAAAACAUCCAUAUCUGCAAUCUGCUGAAGAGAACUUUGAUAUGCUGUGUGAUGUGGUGAAUCAACUGGAGAUAGAGAUAAGUGAUCCUCUCAACUCAGAUGUCCAUAAGCAGUUAAAUGAUCCAGAAAAUUGGAUGGACCGUAUCGACAGAGAAAUUUUUAACAAUUUCAAUGACUUUGACUCUACAUGGUUAGGCUGCUUAAAAUUUUUACAAAACGUUCGCAAGCAUUGGCAAGAUGAACCUCAUCCACAACUGCCGCUAAGUGAAGGCAACUAUAAACAGUAUUUCCUGCAAGUUUUGCCGGAGCUUCCUCUUUUGGUGCACAGAAUCAUAAGGUAUAUCGAAAGGAAAUCCAUUCCAGAUCUGGAAGAACACUUUGCUAAACUGCAGUUGUUGGAGUGGAAAUGCGUUGAUGAAUCAACUAAACAUAAUCAAUUGUUUUUAAAAAUGGUUAAGUAUGCACAAGAUCCCAAAGUCAAGGUUGAAUAUAUAAGCGAUGUACGUGUAAUUUGCUCCCGAGAAUUUUGCAUCGGCAAAGGAAGUGAUGGAACUCGUGUUUAUCUCGGACUGGGAAAUGAUGGCUGUGGAAAAGCAGUGAAACGAAUACUUCAUGAUAACUGCAUUGGGCUUACACAACAAGAAAAGAAAAUUUUCGAAGAAAUUAUCGAAAAAAAAUCGAGUGAUGUUGUGAAUUAUUUUUACUUAAAAGAAGACAUUGCAUCAGAAUAUGUUUAUUUAAUACUCGACUUGUGUGAAGAAUCGCUGGAGGAUUUUGUGCAAUCGGAAUCAAAUAGUUUGGCUUAUCUUCAAAAAUCGCUUCCCAAAAUUCUCAGACAAAUUUUAAAAGGUUUAGCUCAUCUUCACAGCGAGCCACGUCCUAUUCUUCAUCAAAAUUUGAAGCCUUCUAAUGUUCUCCGUGACGCCCAGGGCAAAUUUCUGGUAGCUGACUAUGGUAUGAGUCAAAUUUUGAAGAAUGACUCUGAUAAAUCAAAAAGGAUUGAGUAUUGGACUGCUCCUAAGUCACAUUACAAAAAAGAGUCAGAUGUAAUGAGUGCAGGAAUGGUGGCUUUUUAUGUUGCAACAAAAGGGAAACAUCCUUUUGGAGAUCGAACGACAAGACUGCCAAACUUGUUGAAUGGAAACCCUGUUGAAUUGAAAAACAUAGUAGAUGUUGAUUUUAAAGAUCUUCUUUCAUGGAUGCUACAAAGUGUACCUGAACUAAGACCAUCUGCCAACGAGGCGUUAAAACACCCAUAUCUACAAUCCGAUGAAUGUAAGUUUGACUUGAUGUGUGAUGCGGGAAGCCAACCAGAGAGAAAGAUACCAUAUUUAGGUCAUCCUCUCAAUUCAGAUGUCCAUGAGCAGUUAAAUGGGUUAAAAAAUUGGAAGGAUCGUAUUGAUCCUGAAGUCUUUAGUGAUUUCAAUGUGGGACAUUACGAUGCUACAUGGUUAGGUUGCUUAAAAUUUAUACAUAAUGUUCACCAGCAUUGGAAUGAUGUACCUCGUCCAAAACGGCUUCAAAGUGAUGGUAAUUAUAAAAAGUAUUUCUUGCAAGUUUUUCCAGAGCUUCCUCUUUUGGUGAACAGAGUUAUAAGAUUAAAUGAAUGGAAAUACAGACCUAAUCUCGAAGAACACUUUUCAAAAUUGAAGUUGCAAGAAUGGAAAUACAUUGGUGAAUCAAAAAAACAUAAAAAUUUAUUCUUAAAAAUGAUCAAGUACAGGCACCAUCCCGACGUUGAAGUCAAAUAUUUGAAUGAUGUAUGCGUAAUUUUCUCAGAGGAAUUUUGCAUUGGCAAAGGAAGUGAUGGAACCCGUGUUUUUCUGGGACUGGGAAAGGAUGGCUACGGAAAAGCAGUGAAACGAAUGCUUCGUGAUGGAUGCAUCAAUCUUGCGCAUCAAGAAACAGAAACUUUAAAUGAAGUAGGCGCAAAGGAAUCGAAGUUUGUUGUCAAUUAUCGCUACUUAAUAGAAGACACGGGAACAGAACAUGUCUAUUUGAUACUGGACCUAUGUGAAGAAUCGCUUGAGAGUUAUGUAAAUUCUUCUUGUUUGGAGGAUCUUCAAAAAGCUCUUCCCGAAAUUCUAAGACAAAUGUUAAAUGGAUUAGCUGAUCUUCAUAGUGGCCUUCAUCCAAUUCUCCAUCGGGAUUUAAAGCCUUCUAAUGUACUGCGAGAUGCACAUGGAAAAUUUCUGAUAGCUGACUUUGGUAUUAGUCGAAUAUUGAAAGAUGGAAGUAAGACAAAAGUAAGUAAUGCUAAAAAGGGAACUCCGCAUUGGAUUGCUCCUGAAUCGUUUAAUACAGAAAAUCCGAUUGGCAAAGGACGUUACAAAACAGCGUCAGAUGUAAUGAAUGCAGGAAUGGUAGCUUUUUAUGUUGCCACAAAAGGAGACCAUCCUUUUAAAACUGAAGAGAAUAUAUCGAAAGGAAACAUUGUUGGCUUGGAGAAAAUAGAUAAUGUCGAUCUAAAAGAUCUACUUUCGUGGAUGCUACAGCUAAAACCGGAAGACAGACCAUCGGCCAACGAAGCGUUAAAACACCCUUAUCUACAAACCGAUGAGGAGAAUUUUGAUUUUCUGUGUGAUGUUGGGAAUGAACCAGAAAUAAAGACAUCAUCUCCACAAUCUCUUCCCUCAAAUCUUUGUGAGCAGUUGAAUCUUUUAAUAAAUUGGAUGGACCGUAUCGAUCCUGAAUUCUUUAAUCAUUUCAAUAAAGUAUCCGACUCUACAUGGUUAGGUUGCCUAAGAUUUUUACGAAACGUUCGCCAGCAUUGGCAGGAUAAACCUCGUCCACAACUGUCAUCAUGUGUUAAAGAUGGAAACUAUCAAGAGUAUUUUCUUCGACUUUUUAAGGAACUUCCUCUUUUAGUUCACAGAACCAUAAGAUUAAGUGACUGGAAGACAAGACCUGUUCUAAAGAAAUAUUUUCCAAACAGUGAACAUCCUGUAAAACUUGAAGAUGGCAAGGGAAAGAAAAGCGAAGCUGUUAUUGAUUAAUCUGAUCUUAACGUUUAAAUGGUCAGAUCAAAUGACGAAUGGAAAAACAAGAACAUUAUCGUUUUCAAUUUAAAGCUAAAAUGUGCCACAUCAAUGAAGUCUUUUUAUUGUCUGCAAAAGAGGUUUAUGGGAAAGCAAUUGGCAAGAAGGAAAUCAAUGAUACCACAAUUCAAGAUCCUCUUUUAUGUAUGUUUUAAUUUGAGGCUCUUAAGCAAGUUAGAUUAAGUAACCAAGUUGGAUAUUACAUGGCCAGAUUGCUAUGACUUUUCAUUGGAUUUUGCAAUGUUAUAUAAUUAACUAUUAUUUUUGUCUUCAAAUGACUAACGAUCUAAAACUGAAGGCGAAUGAAAUUUAAAUUUGAUUUUCAUACAUCAUGUUUGUUAUGUAAAAUAUUCAAUAAAUUUUAACAUGUGUAAUUUAAUAAUACAUAGCAUGUAUACAAUGUAUAACAAUACAUAUAACUAUAUAUAACAAUAUAAUAUGGAUGUCAUGACUUGUAACGCAAUUAAGGAGUUGCUCGAUCUGUGCUCAAAAUCCGUUGUAUUUUAGCGUUAUAUAAGUCUUUCGUAUGAGGUCCGAGCGUGAGUUCAAUGUACUAGAACGCUAUUUAGUUUAUGUACGUCACUACAGUACCACUGCAAAGUGUAAAAGAUUGAUAUGCAUAAAAAAAACAACUUAUUGAAUUGGGGAAAUUGGUAAUAUUUGAAUAAAAUGACACUUUCAUGUGAGGUUGUGAUCA
Xenia sp. Carnegie-2017 is the source of this 9142-nucleotide messenger RNA. RefSeq lists its product as uncharacterized. The transcript is spliced from 30 exons. Gene Ontology annotation, biological process: protein phosphorylation; mRNA processing; IRE1-mediated unfolded protein response. Gene Ontology annotation, cellular component: IRE1-TRAF2-ASK1 complex. Lineage: Eukaryota; Metazoa; Cnidaria; Anthozoa; Malacalcyonacea; Xeniidae. Gene Ontology annotation, molecular function: protein tyrosine kinase activity; RNA endonuclease activity; ATP binding. Bases 1852 to 8403 code for a protein of 2183 amino acids. The record is from RefSeq and is a predicted model, not a curated record.